UAAUGAGUAAUUCAAAUUCAUGAUUGCUUUCUUCGCAAUUAACAGCGUCUAGCAAAAGCGGAGAUUCUGCGCAUGUGCUGUACAGCUUUACAACCAACGUACCGCCAGCCCUGGGAACGUGCACAGUCGCUCCGGACACUGGACCGUGAUGGAGACGUUGUUUCAGGUCACGUGUACAGGAUUUUUGGACGUAAACCUGCCUCUUACUUACAACUUUGCAGCUAUUUCUGGCGCUGCUACCCCGAAAAAAGCAUGGGAACAAGGUACAAUGGUCUACUACGGUACUGACAGCACCUCAUCGCCACUGUAUCUGCCUGUUGGAGACCAGGACAGCGACUAUGUGGUCACCAUCGCUGUCCAAGUCACAGACUCUUUUGGAGCAAGUACGGAGACUACAACAAAUGCAAUGGUUUUAGAGAGAGAAGCUAAGGAAAAUGUAUCCACUGUUCUCACCACCACGGAAUCCAUGGUCGAUAGGCUACUGCAGGCCGGUAACAGUCAGGCGGCUGUCCGGCUGCUUACCUCUGUCAGCUCUACACUAGACAGGGACACAGCCGCUGACCAGGAGGACAGGGAACAGCUACGAAAAGCUGCAAUAACCAGUCUGAACCGGAUCCCGAUUCCAACAUUGGACAGUCUGCAACAGACUGCUACCGCCAUGGCUCAGCUUACCGGACAUGACACAGAGCUUUCAAAAGACGCACAGGACAUGGCUGUAUCAAAGCUCACAGAAAUGACAGCAUUUCUACGGGUAAAGGCAGAGGAUGGAACAGCUAGCGGUCAGACAGUGGAGACUGCUGCACAGGCUCUGCUGUCCGGCCUGGCUAAUGUUGUCACAGCAGCUGCCAGGAGAACCUCCACAGUUCAUGACCAUUCCACGCCGAAGGUAUCCCCAUGGUCCUCAGCUGUCAUGAAGCAGUCUCUGCAGACGAUAUCUACCGUCAAACAAGUCGUCCUCGCCACGAAAGUCCCCGGUGAGGCACCCAAGGUACUGACCACCCCAAGCCUCGCUAUCAUGCUGCUGCGCGAGGAAUGCCGGGAUUUCCGUGCGGGCGCGUAUGUGCAGGAGGAUUUUGGGAGUUUGUUCUCAGUCCCAAGUACAGAGGACCUGUUCGGCAACGGCACCGUCCAACCUGACCAGGUCAUUGAUAUGCAUAUGUCACACUUCAGCAAUAACCCGUAUCAGUGGGCUACUAACGUAAGUCUGGAGGACACUGUUGUAUCACUGGAGUUCACAUCUGAAGGACAGAACAUCCCUGUACGGAACAUGUCAAAAGCAGUUGACAUCAUCUUCCCUCGGGACGAUAGCUCCGAUUCCUGGAGCACCAUUCGGAUAUCAGGAGAUGUUACAGAAGUCCAGGAUGUCACAGUAUUCAACACCACCGAUAUGCAUGAAAAUGAAACCUUCCUCCUCUUUCUACGACCAUCGAAUCCAGAUGUAGAACUAACAAUGUACUUGGGUGAGGACCAAUACCCAACAUCAGUCGACUACACCAGCAAGCAAAGCCUGCCUGUUGUGACUAAUUAUACAAUUGAAGUGGCUGGAAACCAAAACAUCACGGCCGACCCUUACUUAUGGCAGCUUGGCAUAUUGAACAGCUCCUCUAUGUACCAUCUUGGCAUCUUCUACAGAGAUAAAGGUGAUCUUGACCUGGAGUUACUGGUGUUCACCAGCAGCUGUAUCUACUUUGAUGAGACAACGUCAGCGUGGCAACGUGAUGGCUGCCAGCUUGGACCACUGACCACGCCUAACCGCACACACUGCAUCUGUGACCACCUGACAUCGUUUGGCUCCACCUUCUUCUCCCUGCCCAAUGACGUGGCCUUAGCAGAUGGCGCUGAAGGUGUUCUUAUCAUCCCAAUUGCUGUGGCCUCCGCAUUUGUGCUGUACAUUGUAGUGGCGUGUUGGGCGUAUCUGAAGGACAAAGGAGAUAAAGUUAUGGUUGAAACAAUGGCAGUGAAAGAGUGUGACCCGUUAGACCAUUACCAGUACGAUGUCAUGGUCGUUACUGGAUUUAGAAGGAAUGCUGGGACCUUAGCAGACAUCAACAUCCGGUUGAUCGGAGACAAUGGAGAAAGUGAACUUCAUACAAUAUCGGCUCCACUGACCAAUAGGAAGGUUUUACAGCGCGGAAGCUUUGACUCCUUCCUCAUCACAACCCAUGAUUGGUUAGGAGAAAUCAAAGAGAUAGCUAUAUGGAUCAACAACACAAGGAAGAGCCAGUCUUGGUAUUUGAGCCGUGUCCUGGUGCGAGACCUACAGACUGACCAGCGAUGGCACUUCAUCUGCAACAGGUGGUUAACGACGGAUCAAGACAGUCAGUUGGAGAUCCAUCUCGCAGUGGCAGAAAAGAAUGAGCUCCGACAGGCUGGACCACUGUUUGUGGCUAAAGCCGUCUUUGGAUUACACGACGAUCACCUCUGGUUCUCCGUUCUAACACGACCAUCAAGAAGCAGCUUUACGAGAGUCCAGCGAGCGACAUGCUGUCUCAUCACCCUGCUGUGUCAAAUGGCUGCCGGCAUCAUUCUCCAAGGAACAGCUGGAGAUUCCAUCAUUGGUGAAUUACAGCUGGUGUGGAAGCAGCUCAUCAUUGGUGUAGAGUCAGGCCUUGUCGCUUUUGCUAUAGGCAUCCUCAUCACAGCUUUCUUCAAGUCCACUGCAAACACUAAGGAAAGAACUGAAGAGUCUCAUUGUUGUGGCAGAAAUGAUGAUGUAGAAAAGAAAGCAAUCAAGUCAAUCUACAGCAAGGACGUGGUUGAUGUGGAAAACAGAGAUGCGGAAAAAGAAGAGGUUGAACUUACCGAUUGGCAUUCUGCAAAAGGCAGUGUUAGCGGUGAUGACUGGCAAAAGAGGAAAAAUGCGAAAACGAAAGAUGGGGCUUCCUGCAGCUGCUGUUGCAGUACAUGCUGCAGACUGUCUUCACGGAGAUGUUCGCAGCUGGUAUGGGUCCUAGCGUUUGCCACCUGUGGUGCAGCGGCAUUUAUCGCCAUUUCUUAUGGGAUCAACUUUGGACAACAAGAGGCUUUGAGCUGGCUGGUAUCCAUUGGAGUCGCCUUUUUACAGGAUCUACUAAUCCUGCAGUUUAUCAAGAUCAUGGUAAUUGCUGUUGUCGUCUCACUGUGUGACAAAAAGUAUGAUGAAGAAAGGUGGGACCCUGUCUUACCUGAACAUCUUGCAGCUGUGGAAUCCUGGACAACUGCAACAUCAGCCCUAUGACCAGGUAAAGACCACACACAGGUGUGCAACAAGGCACCUGGCAGUGCUCUCAUUCAGCAUCAACAUUGCAGAUGAACUGCUAAGAAAUGUGCCAUGUCUUUUGGGGUACAUUUUACAAGACAUACACUAUGUGUAUUUUAUCAAUGAAUGAUAAAUUCUGUUCUCUUGGACAGAUUCUAGAAUCAAACAUACUGCUAACUAACUUUAUAGAUUUGUAUUUCUCAAUGUACACUUUGAUGAUAACCCAGUAACUGUAAAGGUUUCCAAAUGUUUGAGUUUUCUAAAUAAAAAAAUCAACGCUAUAGAAUAGUCCUAUAAUGAACCUGUGUAAAAUUUC
Messenger RNA from Branchiostoma belcheri (Belcher's lancelet), 3554 nucleotides. Its product is annotated as polycystic kidney disease protein 1-like 2. The transcript has 18 exons. Gene Ontology annotation, molecular function: protein binding. Lineage: Eukaryota; Metazoa; Chordata; Leptocardii; Amphioxiformes; Branchiostomatidae. The record is from RefSeq and is a predicted model, not a curated record. Bases 149 to 3217 code for a protein of 1022 amino acids.